GCCAUAUUAUGGGCAAAUUUAUAGGAAAAGAAAAGUGGACGAUUGCGAAAAAUGCUCCGAUUCGGAAGACAACGACGAUUUUAUGCGUACUCCGAAAAGGAGAAAGUUGAUGAGUACAUCUCAGUAUAUAUACAAGACAUUAUUUUUGCAAGGUCAGAAUAGUGAUAUUACAAUUGUAGCAUUAAGUCAAGAAUGGAAACUUCACAAAGUGUAUUUAUGUCAGUCACCUUAUUUUUCAAGCAUGUUUUGUGGGUCGUGGAGAGAAGCAGAAGAAGGAAUUAUUACUGUUGGCAUAGAGGAUCCAAAUGUAACAGCUAAUGCAUUAAAAAUUGUUUUUGGAUCACUUUAUCAAGAUGAAGUAUCAAUAGAGCCUGCUGAAGUGGUGCCUGUUCUUUCGACUGCCACUCUCUUCCAGUUGGAUGGAAUGAUCCAACAGUGUGCUGAAAUAAUGUUGGAGACUAUUAAUUUACAGACUGUGUUACUGUAUUAUGAAGCUGCUGAACAAUAUGGUUUAAAAAAGGUAGCUGAAAAAUCCUUUGAGUGGCUCUUAAGGAAUCUCAUGAUAAAAAUUCAAGAAUCUGCUCCACAGUUGCGACAAAUCAAUACUGAGCUCAUGACGAAGUUAAUUUCUUCCCCAGAACUAAUUGUCAUGCAAACUGAAUUCUCUAUUUAUAUUCUUUUGAAGACUUGGAUCUUUGUUCAUGAAAAUCCUUCUUGGGAUGGAAAUAUGAAAGCAUUUCUUCUUGAAGCUCAUAAAUGUGUCCAUGAAACAUCGAAUACUUCAUCAAAAUUACUAUUUACAAAAGAAAGGGGAAAAAGUUUCUUAGAGACAGAAAGUGGUGAACCUUAUUUACCUGCAUUUCGUGCCUUAAGAUCUCAGCAUUUGGUGAAUCAUCAUCUUGAUGUAGAAUUGCUGGACAGUGAUCAAAUUGUGCCUAAAAGUUGGUUUCUUCCUGUUUUUAAAACUCAGUGGUAUACCAUGUUGCGUGUGGAUCAAGGUGUUGACAGGGGACCCAAACAAAUAGCUCAGGAAGAAUUUGAUUCACAGUGUCUGAGGUGUGCCAGAAAAUUAAUUUCGGAUGGACAGCAUAUCUGGAGAUGGACAGGAUUUAAUUUCGGACUAGAUUUGGUGGUAACGUAUCACAUGAGGUGUGUACGAUUUCGUCGUAACCAGAGGAACGAUUCCGAACGGUAUAUUCCUUCUAUCCAGCCAUGCAGGCGUCAUCUGAUGUACCGUUUAACGAUUUAUUCUCUGGAUAAACAAGGCCAUGCCACUUACACGGCUACAACCAAUUUGAAAACUUUGACUCUUGCCAAAAAUGAAGAAGUGAAAGUAUUGAAUCUCGACAAAGACUGUCCAUUUCCCAUAGUGGUCAGUGCAAAUUUUCUGGUUACGACUCCUCUUCACUCUCCGAACUCUAGCAGGCAGCAUUCGCCUGUGAGAAAUGCAAAAGACAGUUAAUAACAUUAUCGUUGGAACUUGUAAUUAUUCAUUUUUGUACAUGAACAAUGUAAAAAACAUAAUCAAAAUAUUCAUAAGGUGCUUACUAAAAUAUAUCAGAUUUUAUUAAUAUAUUUAUUUGCCACUAUAUAUACUUACAUUAUUCAGUUCAGAUUUAAAUAUCUGAAGAUAUAUUAUUUUUAGAUUGUUAUGUUUUCAUUGUUUAUAGAAAGAUUUCACGUCGUUAUCAUUUCACAGGUGCAAAUUGAUUGUCUACCCUUUUCAUAUUCAGUUUUGAGAUAAUUUUUGUCACAGCACAUUUUUUUUUACUCGCGCACUUUUCCGCAUGUUAAUCAGUCUGAACAUCAGUUAUUUGCAUCACUUCAUGGUAAUUAAGUGUCUUUUUUUUUCUUAAUAUCACAUUGUUUUCUUCAGAAAGUGUAUGUAAAAUAUAAACUGGUGCGGUUCAUUCGGUCAAAAUGAGAGAUUUUUACGGAAAAUCUUAGAGAAAAAUUAUUGUAAUGUAAUUAUUUGAAAUGUUUUUAUUGACAUUUUGUUAAAAAAAAUCAUUUCUGUGAUAGAUAAUUGUUAAUCAUCUUCAGACUAUUAUAUUCAGAAUCUAUUUUGCUUCAUUUGUUUCUCUUUGAAGCCAAGCAAGGCUUCGAAAUUUAUGAAAGUGCCAUUAUUGUUUG
Messenger RNA from Centruroides sculpturatus (bark scorpion), 2133 nucleotides. Its product is annotated as germ cell-less protein-like 1. Gene Ontology annotation, molecular function: protein binding. The coding region runs from base 83 to 1462 and encodes 459 amino acids. Gene Ontology annotation, biological process: germ cell development. Lineage: Eukaryota; Metazoa; Arthropoda; Arachnida; Scorpiones; Buthidae. The transcript has 14 exons. The record is from RefSeq and is a predicted model, not a curated record.